Messenger RNA from Neogale vison (American mink), 1703 nucleotides. It is a transcript of the gene ACKR2, whose product is annotated as atypical chemokine receptor 2. Gene Ontology annotation, cellular component: membrane. NCBI's taxonomy places the organism in Eukaryota, Metazoa, Chordata, Mammalia, Carnivora, Mustelidae. Bases 209 to 1363 code for a protein of 384 amino acids. The transcript has 3 exons. Gene Ontology annotation, molecular function: chemokine receptor activity. The record is from RefSeq and is a predicted model, not a curated record. Gene Ontology annotation, biological process: immune response; chemotaxis; G protein-coupled receptor signaling pathway.
CUCUCUCUGCACUUCUCUGAGGAAGCAGGACCCAGGCGCUGCUGCUCUCCUCCUGGGCGAGGUUGGACACCCCCAGGCAAGUGGGUCUGGCUCUGGUAUUGCUGGAUAAACCAAAUGAAUUCAGGCAUAAAGAAAAGUGAACACAAAAAACAAAAACCCCAGUGAAUCCAGAGGAACAGAGCUCCAGAACUGGGCGUGUCCUCUCAACAUGGCCUCCACCACCUCCCCUCUGCCGCCCACCACCGAGGUUGCAAGUUCUGAGAACAGCAGCUCCUUCUAUGACUAUGAGUACUACCUGGACCAGGUGGCUUUCAUGCUCUGCAGGAAGGAUGAGGUGGUAGCCUUUGGCAAGAUCUUCCUGCCAAUCUUCUACAGCCUGAUCUUUGUGCUGGGUUUGGGCGGGAACCUCCUCCUUCUAGUGGUCUUGCUUCGGUAUAUACCUCGCAGGCGGAUGACUGAGGUCUAUCUGCUGAACCUGGCCAUCUCCAACCUCCUGUUUGUGGUGACACUGCCUUUUUGGGGCAUUUCCGUGGCCUGGCAUUGGGUCUUUGGGAGUUUCUUGUGCAAGAUGGUGAGCACCCUCUACACCAUCAACUUCUACAGUGGCAUCUUCUUCAUUAGCUGCAUGAGUCUGGACAAGUACCUGGAGAUUGUCCAUGCUCAGCCCCACCACAGGCUGAGAACCCGGGCCAAAAGCCUGCUCCUGGCUGCCACGGUAUGGGCUGUGGCCCUGGCCGUCUCCAUCCCUGACAUGGUCUUUGUGCAGACACAUGAAAACCCCACAGGUGUGUGGAACUGCUAUGCAGAUUUUGGGGGUCAUGCGACCAUCUGGAAGCUCUUCCUGCGUUUCCAGCAGAACCUCCUGGGGUUUCUCCUUCCGCUCCUUGUCAUGAUCUUCUUCUACUCCCGCAUUGGCUGUGUCCUGGUCAGGCUGAGGCCCCCAGGCCAGGGCCGGGCUCUAAGGAUCGUCAUAGCGCUGGUGGUGGCCUUCUUUGUGCUGUGGUUCCCGUACAACCUCACCUUGUUUCUGCACUCACUGCUGGACCUGCAAAUCUUUGGGGAAUGUGAGGUUGCCAAGCGGCUAGACUAUGCUCUGCAGGUGACCGAGAGCAUCGCCUUCCUUCACUGCUGCUUCACCCCCAUUCUCUACGCUUUCUCCAGCCGCCACUUCCGCCAGUACCUGAAAGCUUUCCUCAUCACUGUGCUCAGGCGUCAUCAGGCCCCUGGCCCAGCACAGGCCCCACUGUCCAGCUGCUCUGAGAGUACCAGGCUCACAGCCCAAGAAGAAAUGACCCGCAUGAAUGACCUCGGGGAGAGGCAGGCUGAGCUCUCCCCCAGCAAGAGUGAUAUGGGGGAAAAUUAAGCCUGAGUGACCAUACCACAGUCUGGCGAGAGUGGAUGGGACCUAGCUCUGUUGGGCAUCCACCCAAAGCCGUCUUACCAGAGGCUUCAGGGACCAUGUUGCCACACCCUGUGGUCGUCCAGGAAACCAGACUCUCGCGUCCGAAUUGCUAGAGUAGCUUCCCAACCGACCGCUGUGCUUCUUGUCAUCAUGCUCUCCUGUCAUCUGAUCUGCACCCACAGGCCAGAAUGAUUACCUCACCCGCAGCCAUCACUCCAGUCUUCCUCAAAGUACCCCAGAUCUGCUAUCCACCAUUUGGCUCCCUUCCCUGGAGCUGAGCUGGGGAAUAACUGGGGCAAUA